This is a messenger RNA of Cordyceps militaris CM01, 681 nucleotides long. Its product is annotated as 3-beta-hydroxysteroid-Delta(8),Delta(7)-isomerase. The record is from RefSeq and is a predicted model, not a curated record. The transcript has 2 exons. NCBI's taxonomy places the organism in Eukaryota, Fungi, Ascomycota, Sordariomycetes, Hypocreales, Cordycipitaceae. Gene Ontology annotation, biological process: sterol biosynthetic process. Gene Ontology annotation, molecular function: steroid Delta-isomerase activity; C-8 sterol isomerase activity; cholestenol delta-isomerase activity. Gene Ontology annotation, cellular component: endoplasmic reticulum; membrane. Bases 1 to 681 code for a protein of 226 amino acids.
AUGGCAGCCAACCACUCGUACUACCCGCCAAACGUCGCCAUUGACGGCUACGUCGCCAACACGCUGUCGACGGUGCAGAUUCUCGCCAUCUUCACCACGACGCUCGCAUCGAUCCUGGUGCCCUGCUUCUGCCUGAUUCGCCGCGCACGCCCAUCCAUUCCCACGGCGGACAUGGCCACAGCGUUGUGGUUUGUUCUCUGCGGUGUCAUUCAUCUCGGCCUAGAAGGCCAUUAUGCCCGCCAUGAGCACCACAUUAGCGCCUCCACGCAUGUCCUCUCCCAGCUCUGGAAGGAAUACUCCCUCUCCGACUCGCGCUACCUCACCCGCGACAGCUUCCUGGUGUGCAUGGAGAGCAUCACCGCCUUUCUCUGGGGCCCUCUCGCCUUCCUCUGCGCGUACGGCGUCGUCCGCGACAGCCCGUGGCGGCACCCGGCCCAGUCCGCCCUCUCGCUCGGCCAGCUCUACGGCGACGUCCUCUACUACGGCACCUGCACCUACGAGUUCCUCGUCUACGGGCUCGAGUUUUCGCGCCCGGAACCGUACUAUUUCGUCGGGUACUAUGUAUUCCUCAACGCCUUUUGGAUUGUCAUCCCGUCCAUCCUGCUGUUCUCGAGCGCGCGGGAGACGACCGGCGCAUUCGCGGCGCUCAAGAGGAUCAAGUCUGCCGCUAAGAAUCAAUAG